AUGACCUACCGGAUUAAGUGGUUGGUGAACUCAUUCUCUAUUUUAAAUGCUGGAGAACUUGAGGAAAAUUUCGCAAAAAAAGGACUUUCUUUAGAUGAAAUGGUUACACUUUCGGGUGCACAUUCUAUUGGAAGAUCACAUUGUUCUUCAUUUUCCGAUAGACUUUACUCUUUCAAUUCAACUCAUCCGCAAGAUCCUACAAUGGAUCCUAGAUUAGCCCAACAAUUGAUGAAAAGAUGUCCGCGUCCUUCUAUCACCGAUCUAAUUGCUCCACUUGAUGUUGAUACUCCAAAUAGGUUGGACAAUAAGUACUAUCUCAAUUUGAAGAACAAUAGAGGACUGUUAACCUCAGAUCAGACGCUAUGGAACAGUCCUUCAACUGCUAGGAUGGCGAGGAGUAAUGCGAUUCAUGGUGAAAAUUGGGCUCAUAAAUUUGCAGAUGCAAUGGUGAAAAUGGGAUCCAUAGAGGUUAUGACUGGGAUGCAAGGAGAGAUUAGGAAGAACUGUAGGGUUGUGAAUUAA
Messenger RNA from Solanum verrucosum, 522 nucleotides. RefSeq names its product peroxidase 5-like. Gene Ontology annotation, biological process: response to oxidative stress. Gene Ontology annotation, molecular function: heme binding; peroxidase activity. The coding region runs from base 1 to 522 and encodes 173 amino acids. The transcript is spliced from 2 exons. NCBI's taxonomy places the organism in Eukaryota, Viridiplantae, Streptophyta, Magnoliopsida, Solanales, Solanaceae. The record is from RefSeq and is a predicted model, not a curated record.